AUGUCAGCAGCCGCUCGUGCAUCAAAAAAAUGGAUUUGGUUAGGCGCAACAUUAGCAGUUGGCGGCGCCGGAUAUUUACUCUAUUAUGGACCUGGCCAAAAGCUUACUUUUGAAACUAAAAAGUCAGGUGGUGCAUCACAAACACAUCUAGCACCAGAUGCACUCGAUCCAAAUGCAUUUCGUUCAUUUAAAUUAUCGGAUAUUAAGCAAUAUAAUCAUAAUACAAAUGUAUUUACAUUUGAUUUUGAUAAUCCUACAGCAAAAUAUAAUGGUAAAACUGCUUCAUGUGUUUUAUUUAAAGCCGAUAUCGAUGGCAAAGAAGUUGUUCGACCAUAUACACCUGUAUCACGUCCCAAUACAAUUGGUCACUUAGACUUUGUUAUUAAAAAUUAUCCAAAAGGCAUCAUGAGUAAACAUGUUCAUGGCAUGAAAAAGGGUGAAAUAAUUGAAAUUAAAGGACCUAUUCCAAAAUAUCCAUAUGAACCAAAUAAAUUUGAAAAUCUUGUUUUAAUUGCCGGUGGAACUGGUAUAACUCCAAUGAUUCAAGUAAUUGAAGAAGUUCUUUUCAAUCCAAAUGAUAAAACAAAAAUAACAUUUUUAUUUGCUAAUGUAUCAUUAGAUGAUAUUUUAUUAAAAGAACAUUUGGAUAAAUUGACUGAGAAAUAUCCAGAUCGAUUUAAAGUUCAUUAUAUAGUUGAUAAAGUAACUAAAAAUGAAGCAAAAAUAUGGCAAGGCGAAGUUGGAUAUAUUACGGCUAAAAUGUUCAAAAAAUUAUCACCAAUGCCAGCUAAGAAAGACGAUGAAAAUCUUUUGGUUAUGGUUUGCGGUCCACCUGGAUUUAUGAAAUUACUUAGUGGAGAGAAGACCAAAGAUUUUAAACAGGUAUCAUUAUAA
Rotaria sp. Silwood2 is the source of this 894-nucleotide messenger RNA. The record is from the annotation of a GenBank genome assembly. NCBI's taxonomy places the organism in Eukaryota, Metazoa, Rotifera, Eurotatoria, Philodinida, Philodinidae.